Molecule: messenger RNA, 610 nt
Organism: Cylicocyclus nassatus
Lineage: Eukaryota; Metazoa; Nematoda; Chromadorea; Rhabditida; Strongylidae
Source: the annotation of a GenBank genome assembly
AGGUUUUCAGGUGACUUAUCGUCAACAAAAUGGAUCACAACUGUUCGUUUGUUUACGAAGCUUCACCGUUGGUGGUGUGGCCCGACAAAAAGACGUCUGCCCGAUGUUUUCGCUCCAGAUGGUGUUCGACUUCAUCACCUAGUCCUUUAUUAUUUGAUGAUGGCGGCCUCAACAACGAAGAGAAAAAUAUUGUGUGGGACCAAAGGAUAUCACCUUCCAAAACCAUGCGAGCAAAGAAAAAGAAUCACUUGUUCGAGAAUGGGAGUGAAGAUGAAUUGAAUCAGGCUGUGAAAGUUAGCAGCUGCACCAUCACUACGCAGACCAGCUUGUGCAAGAAAAACUCGAAGGAUGCAUCGACAAGCAUGGAUAAAUCACCCGCUGAAGAAGUACUCGAUGCCUACCUAUCGGAGCAUCCAUUUCUCGAUCUUAUUGGUAGCUGUGGCGGGAUAAUGAUACUUGUACUUCUACUCUACUACGUCUAUCGAUGGUACAGAGAAACUGUUUUAUGUUGCUAACAAAGAGGAACCCUCAAGUUGGCAUGAACCAGUUACUUGUAAAUGCUAUAUCUUACUAUAUUACAGAGUUUUUAUACGAAUACAUUCCUGUCAAA